AAUUUGAAUGCCGAUCACUCCACACGCGAUCGGCAUUCUAUUUUUCCGAGGCAUUUAUCGACAUGCAAAGUUGAUAUAUUUGUUUAGGCAGCAUUUGAGUACCCUGUUUUGGGUUGUCUUUGUUUUCUCUUUUCCUUAUUCUUCCUUUGUUAUUGUUUGCUUCAUUGCCGGAAUGAGUUUCGGGGUUGGAUCAGGAUCUUCUUAUCAUUCCGGAAAUGGAUUUGGAGUUGGAAGCCCUCUGCGGCGUUCUUCCAGUAACAAAGGCGGAUUUUUAGGUUCAUCUGCUAAUGAGCGACCGGUUCACCAAGUUGAUUAUGUAGAGAAAGAUCCUAAGGGUCGAUAUGUUCGGUACAGUGAAGUGUUGGGCAAGGGAGCAUUCAAAACUGUCUACAAGGCGUUUGACUUACUUGAUGGUAUUGAAGUUGCAUGGAGCCGAGUGAAAGUUGAGGAUGUUUUGCAGUCGCCUGACGAUUUGGGAAAGUUGUAUGCGGAGAUUCAUAUUCUUAAACAAUUGAAGCAUGACAAUAUAAUGAAGUUCUGCGAUUCAUGGGUUGAUGACAAGAAGAGAACAGUUAACAUGAUCACUGAACUCUUCACAUCUGGGAACCUGAGGCAAUACCGUAAGAAGUAUAGAAGUGUUGAUAUGAAGGCAAUAAAGACUUGGGCAAGGCAGAUGCUUCAAGGGUUAGACUAUCUUCAUAGUCAGAACCCUCCUAUCAUUCACAGGGAUUUGAAAUGUGACAACAUAUUUGUCAAUGGAAAUCAUGGAGAAAUUAAGAUUGGGGACCUUGGAUUGGCUACCAUUAUGGAGCAGCCUACUGUUAAGAGUGUUAUUGGGACCCCGGAAUUUAUGGCCCCGGAGCUUUACGAAGAAGAAUACAAUGAACUAGUAGACAUAUAUUCCUUUGGAAUGUGUAUGUUGGAAUUAGUAACCUUUGAAUAUCCUUACAGUGAAUGCAAAAAUCCUGCUCAAAUAUUUAAGAAAGUUAGCUCGGGUGUUAAACCGGCUUCCCUCGGCAAAGUUACUGAUCCCCAAAUCAAAGAAUUCAUCGAGAAAUGCCUGGUUCCUGCUUCUCAGAGGUUGCCUGCCAAGGACCUUCUCAAAGAUCCCUUUCUUCAAUUCGAGAAUUUAAACGGGCCAAUCCAUAGUCUGUUGCAAUCACCUUACCAAAGUCCAAGAUCAUUAAGUUCAUUGAAAUCUGCACCUCAUUCGAUGGAUGUAGAUUCCGAUUGUAACCAAUCAGUAUGUACAGAUUCCCAUUGUGGAAGUCCUUGUGCUCCAACAUUGGAGUUCCAGAGGUUUCAUCAGAAUAAUGAAUUUAAAUUGACGGGUAAGAAGAAUGAUGAGAACUCAGUUUCAUUGACCUUGCGGAUUAAAAGCCCUUCGGGCAGAGUAAGGAAUAUACACUUCAAUUUCUAUCUCUAUACGGACACUGCACUCUUAGUUGCGGCUGAGAUGGUUGAUCAAUUGAAACUAGAUGAUCAUGAUGUAGAUUUUAUUGCUGACUUCAUUGACUAUCUAAUAAUGAAAAUUGUGCCUAGUUGGAAGCCUUCAGAUUAUUAUUCUAGUGGAGGGAGAAGUCAAAGAGAAGAGGCUCUACAGAACUACCUAACCUUGUCGCCCUUACCUACCACAUCCAAUGCUCGACAAGAUGAUAUUCCAGUUCUCAAUAUGAAUAACCAAACUAGCAGCAUUACUCAUCAAGUUGAUGAAGAUAAAUUGUAUGCUAAUUCAAAUGGCACUUCUUGUCGUGUUACUUUUGCUUCCCCUUCACAUUUGGCAAGUGUGAUAGAUGGAGAGUCUGUUGCUUCUGAAGUUAUGGGAAAGAUUUCAUCUCUAAAAAAUUCAUUUGGAUUUGGCGAUUACUUUACAUGUGCAGAAGUAAUCUCUAAAGGUUCUAGUGGAAACUUAUCGGAGCUGGAUUUCAUGGGCUUGUUUCAUGAUGAAUGCAAGUCACAGGGAAAUGGUGGCGAUUAUGUAGAAUGCAUGUUAACAAAUGGAUUUGGAAAGAAUCUGGAGGUGACCUUGACAGAUACAAAUAGAGCUUCUAAAUGCAUGAGUUUGUCAAGCAACUGUUCAUUUUUAUCGUUAGUAUCAAAAGAUGAGGAGAGUGAGUUAAAGUUAGAACUUGACACAAUUGAAUCACUGUAUCGACAAUGCUAUCAAGAACUCUCAAGAAUGAAGCUGGAGGCAUUAGAAGCUUGCAGGAAGAGAUGGAUCACAAAGAAGAAGUUGGCAUGUAAUUAAUUGAAGGAGAAUAGCUGACAACAAUUCAUUCUUUUUUUUAAAUCUUUUCUUAAUUUGUGAUCACAUAUUUGAAUCCGUGAUGGAUUUUGGUAUAUCAUUUUUUCAGACCUAUCUUCCUUCAUACCCCUUUAUUUGUGUGGGUGAAGAUUAUAUGUACUUUGUAUAAAGUGUGUAUAUAGUCGUUUAGUUUUGCUGAUUUUUAGCCUUUUUAAAACUCUUCUUCUUUGGCCAUGGUUAGGCAAAUGUUUUGGAAUAAUUGACUUGUAA
Solanum verrucosum is the source of this 2515-nucleotide messenger RNA. RefSeq names its product probable serine/threonine-protein kinase WNK10. NCBI's taxonomy places the organism in Eukaryota, Viridiplantae, Streptophyta, Magnoliopsida, Solanales, Solanaceae. Gene Ontology annotation, biological process: protein phosphorylation; intracellular signal transduction. Gene Ontology annotation, cellular component: cytoplasm. The record is from RefSeq and is a predicted model, not a curated record. The transcript is spliced from 7 exons. Gene Ontology annotation, molecular function: protein serine/threonine kinase activity; ATP binding. Bases 8 to 2248 code for a protein of 746 amino acids.